GUGGAUACGUUUUUCCCGCUUGCUCUACGAAACCUCAACAUUUCCAAUUAUUUUCAGCCAAGAAAUUCGCUACAGGAAAUCAGUUCCAGAUCCACCUCUAGCCUACCAUGUCUGAACCGGGUUCUGGUUGUGGUGUUCCAGCCCAGAGAAGCUCACAGCCUGGUCCAGAGAUGCUGUCAGUGAUGCUGGAUAACUGCAGUCAAACAGUGGAAUUCAAUGUGAUUGUCAAGGAGGAGGGCGAGGAGAGAGAAAUCAAUGAGGGGGAGGAGGAAGAGAGAGAGGAGGACAGGAACUCUGUUGACUCAGGAGAGGGCCCCAACCCCGGCCCAGACAACGAGCCCAGUUCCACAGCAUCAAGACUACCUUUGCGUGGGAGUUACCCAUGCCCUCAAUGUGAGAAGAGUUUCAGUUCCUCAACUAACCUAAAGAAUCAUCAAAGAGUACACACUGGAGAGAAACCUUUCGACUGCUCAACAUGUGGGAAGAGUUUCAGUGAGAAAGUAAACCUUAAGAGACAUGAGAGAGUGCAUAGUGGAGAAAAGCCUUACCACUGUACCACAUGUGGGAAGAACUUCAAUCAUUCAGGAAGCCUUAAGCAACAUCUGCGAAUACAUACAGGGGAGAAACCUUACCACUGCUCUCUUUGCGGGAAGAGUUUCAGUCGGGCAGGAGACCUGAAGACUCACCAGAGAUCCCACAGUGAAGAGAAGCCUUACCACUGCUCUCUUUGUGGGAAGAGUUUCAAUCAGCCAGGAAACCUAAAAAGUCAUCAGCGAAUACACAUUGGAGAGAAGCCUGCCUGUGCUUUAAAUUUGAUUGUCAAAGAGGAGGAGGAUGAGAAGGAAAUCGAUGAGAAGGAAAAGAGAGAUGUUGAGGAAGAAACUAGCCGUGUAAUUGACCUCGGUACAUCAAGACUUCCUGGUCGUGGGAGUUACCCCUGUCCUCAAUGUGGAAAGAGUUUCAGUUCUUCGGGUAAUCUAAAAAAUCAUGAGAGAGUACAUACUGGAGAGAAACCGUUCCACUGUGCCACAUGUGGGAAGAGUUUCAGUGAAAAAGUCAACCUCACGAGACACGAGAGGGUACAUAGUGGAGAGAAGCCUUACCACUGCACCCAAUGCGGGAAGAGUUUCAAUCAUUCUGGAAGCCUUAAGGAACAUCAAAGAGUACACACAGGGGAGAAGCCUUACCACUGCUCUCUUUGUUGGAAGAGUUUCAGUCAGCCAGGAAAUCUUAAGAAACACCAGAGAAUACAUACAGGGGAGAAGCCUUACCACUGCUCUCUGUGCGGAAAGAAUUUUCGUUUCGCAGGAGACCUAAAGAAUCAUCAGAGAUCACACAGUGGAGAGAAGCCUUACCAGUGCUCUCUGUGUGGGAAGGGAUUCACUCAGCUAAGAAUUCUUAAAAGUCAUCAGAGGAUACAUAUUGGAGAGACGCCUGUCUGUGCUUUCAAUGUAUUUCUCCAGGAGGAGGAGAGUGAGAGGGAAAUCAAUGUGGAGGAAAAGAGAGAUGUUGAGGAAGAGGAAGACAAUAGUGGUGUAGUUGACCCAGAUAUAUCAAGACUACUUGGCCGUGGUCGUUACCCCUGCCCUCAAUGUGAGAAGAGUUUCCGUUCCUCAAGUAAUCUAAAAAAUCAUCAAAGAGUACACACCGGAGAGAAACCUUUCCACUGCUCCCAAUGUGGGAGGUGUUUCAGUGAGAAAGUAAACCUUAAGAGACAUGAAAGAGUACAUAGUGGAGAGAAGCCUUACCACUGCACCACAUGUGGGAAGAGUUUCAAUCAUUCAGGAAGCCUUAAAGAACAUCAGAGAAUUCAUACAGGUGAGAAACCUUACCACUGCUCACUGUGCGGAAAUAAUUUUCGUUUUGCGGGAGACCUAAAGAAUCAUCAGAGAUCACACAGUGGGGAGAAGCCUUACCACUGCACUCAGUGUGGAGAGAGAUUCACUCAGCUAAGAAGUCUAAAAAGGCAUGAGAGAAUGUCCAUUGGAGCGAAGCCUGCCUGUGCUUUCAAUGUGAUUGUCCAAGAGGAGGAAGAGGAGGGAGGAGAGAGAGAAGUUGAGGGAGAGGAGAGUAACUUGAAAUAAAGGUGAAGUGAGGAAACUUAAGCUAACUCAAUAGCUAUUGAAAUUCACACCUUUCCUUGCAAUGGCAUCUUCUGUGCCAACAUGGUCAUGAACAGCACCAUUUAGGGCUAUCUUCAUCUUCUUAUACUUCUAUGAGUGUAUUGGAAGUUCACAAAUUAACUCAACUUGAAUACCACCACCACCUAAUGUGCUAGAGAGUGUAUAAAUCUGACCUUUAUUUUGACAUGGAGUCAAUACUGAGACCGAGGUCUCUUUUCCAGAUGAGGCCUGUAUAGCACCACGAUACACAUUAAACUACCAAUUCAUAUACACAUGAAUACACAAUAAACACAUGCAACUACACAUUCGUAUGCACGUUAAACUACAUGUUAUUGUACACAACAAUACACGAAAACCAAAACAAACAUAUUCGGUAACAAGGUCUCAUAACAACCGUCUGAAGGCACUAAUUCCUGCAUUGCAGAUCAUUCCACCCACAAGGCGCAAGGUAACGAAAGGCUGAUCUACUUAAAUCUCUAGACACCAAAGGAGGCUGAUCUACUUAAAUCUCUAGACACCAAAGGAGGCUGAUCUACUUAAAUCUCUAGACACCAAAGGAGUCUCUAAAGUUAAUAAAUCCUCUUAUGGAUUGGACCCCUUUUUUUUCCCCUCCAAUUUUCACCUAAAAUGACCCAAAUCUAACUGCAUGUAGCUCAGGACCUGAAGCAAGGAUAUGGAUAUUCUUGAUACUCGCAGGAAUGAUGGAUCAUUAACUUAUACAUUAACUUUCACACAUCUAGAUGGCCGGGCAGGUUGGGUGUGGAGCCAGAGACAGCAGGGGUUCAAACUGGAGAAUCCAGUUUCUAUAUUUAAAUAGAACAAUAACAAUUUAAUGUAUCAAAUAAAACUAUGCUCCAUUUUUUCUCUGGCUGUGGUAAGUUUUUGUUGUUGUUAUGCAUUCUCCUCAAAUAGCAUGGUAUUUUUCCUCUAUAAUAGCUACUGUAAAUUGAACAGUGUAGUAAGAUUAACAGAAAUUUAAGCUUUCUGCCCAUAUAAGACAUGUCUAUGUCGUUACUUACAAUAGUCAUGCUAAUCAAAUUAGCGCACGUUAGCACAACCGUCCCGGUUAUAGGGACACCAAUCCCGUAGAGUUUUUUAACCAAACCUGUGAACGGGUUUGAGGCAGCUGCUCUUUUAUAAAUUGUAUCACCAUAAUUGAGGACAGGUUGACUGCCAAAUCUGUUUCCUGCUGACUGGAGAGAGACUAGAUCUGUUUUUGUAAAAAAAAAAAAAAAAAAGCUCAUCUUUCUAGUGUUGACCAUUGUGACGUCAUACAUUUCAUUGUAAACAUAAACAUCGGAUGGUGAGAACAGAGGAUUUUUUACCAACAGCCAAUGGGAUGACAUCACAGAAGCUCUCGUCAUUCAAACUUCCUGCCAGUUCAUUGUGAACGCUUUAAAAUGGGAUGACAUCACAGAAGCUCUCGUCAUUCACACUUCCUGCCAGUUCAUUGUGAACGCUUUAAAAUGGGAUGACAUCACAGAAGCUCUCGUCAUUCACACUUCCUGCCAGUUCAUUGUGAACGCUUUAACCUAUUUUAUAUCCAGCAAGGUUCUUCUUUCCCCAUUGUUUUAUAUACAUUUGUUUUUUUUACUGCUCAAAAUAAGUGACCAAACUACAGGGUUUUUAGGGAAGGGUUUAGGGAAGGGUUUAACAUGUCUAAACUGCUGAAGGUUUCCAAAAAGCACAGUGGUCUCCAUCAUUGGGUUAUGGAAGAGUUUAACAUGUCUAAACUGCUGAAGGUUUCCAAAAAGCACAGUGAUCUCCAUCAUUGGGUUAUGGAAAAAAUAUGGAACUACCCAGAAUUGGCCUGGAGCUGGCCAUCUGACCAAACAGAGCAACCGGGCAAGAAGGACCUUGUUCAGGCAGGUGACCAAGAACCCAAUGACCACUGACGGAAUUCCAGUGUUCCUGGGCUGAGAUGGGAGAACCUGCCAGAAGGACAACCGUCUCUACAGAGCACUUUAUCUGGACUUUAUGGGAGAGUGGCCAGACGGAAGCCACUCCUAAGAAAAAGGCACAUGACAGCAGGCCUGGAGUUUGCAAAAAGGCACGUUAAAAAGACUCACGAGAGCAUAAGGCAAAAAUAUUCUGUGGUCUGACGAGACAAACAUUUAACUAUUUGGCCUGAAUGCAAAGCUCUAUGUCUGAAGGGGAAAGAAACAGGAACAGUUCAUCAUCCGUCAAACACUAUCCCUACCAUGAAGCAUGGUGGUGGCAGCGUGAUGCUUUUCAGUGGCAGAUACUGGGAAGCAUGGUGGUGGCAGCGUACUGCUUUACAGUGGCAGGUACUGGGAAGACUGAUAAGGAUAUAGGGAACAAUGAAUGAAACCAAAUUAGGGCUGACCCCAUUUUUAGUAUACUGGUCGAUUGUUUGGUCGAUAGGUUGUUGGUCAACCGAGAUUUCUUUAGGUGUGCAGUCACAAAUAUAUAUUUAUGUGUAUAUAUAUGUAUAUAUAUUGUCACGGUGCUAAAACAUAAUGUUCAGUGCGCUGUUGAAUUUGGCGCCAUUUCCUAGACCAUGUUGCUAUGUGCAUAACAGCAAAGUUAACCCUCGUAUUGGUGUUGUUUACACUAUUCCCAACAGGCAGAAGAAUAAUAUUGUAAUCUUAAAACAGCCUCUGUUUGUCACGCAUAAUAUGCACGCAGCUCUGGCUCCUAUACCCUCCUUCUUUCUCUUGAUCUCGUGCAUCUCUGUUGUCAUUGUCGCGAUCGUCAUUAUAAUAACGUCAUUGUCAUUCGUAGGCUUCUUUAUCAUAGUACUCGUCGAUAACCACCAUCGGGCUGUAGGCUUAAGAGCGCGUCCUGUUUUAGUCUUAAUACUGUAACGUCGCUCGACUGUGUCAAUCAAUCGUUUGUUCGUUUUCGUUUCGUGUCAUCGCACAGCACGCGAGUCAUUCAUGCAAUCAAGCGUUUUAGUUUUAACAUCAAAAGAACAAAGGGAGUUUUGGGUAAUUAGCCAAAACAAUAAAUAAACCGGCCUGAACAAUAAAUAAAUAAACCGCAAUUCACAAAUCCAUGCAACUGUUUUACUCUUUGCUGUAAAUAAAGGAUUUAUAUAUAUUUUUUCUUUUACAAAAGAAAUGAAUGUAGUGUUGUUUACGGUGUUCCAAACAUGUUUCAAUGGUUGAGGGAGCAGGGGAUGUUUUUCCUAAACAAAUGAGGUGUUUUGGGUCAGAGAAACAAGUAAGAAACACAACUGGUGUAAUUAUGGUGCAGCUUCAGCACGGACAGCAGAGAUAAACACUGUGGUGUGGGGCCUGUUCACUGCAGUAGGGAAGAGAGAGACAGAGAUAAAUACUGUGGUGUGGGGCCUGUUCACUGCAGUAGGGAGGAGAGAGAGACAACAGAGAUAAACACUGUGGUGUGGGGCCUGUUCACUGCAGUAGGGAAGAGAGAGACAGAGAUAAAUACUGUGGUGUGGGGCCUGUUCACUGCAGUAGGGAGGAGAGAGAGACAACAGAGAUGAACACUGUGGUGUGGGGCCUGUUCACUGUAGUAGGGAGGAAAGAGACAGAGAUAAAUACUGUGGUGUGGGGCCUGUUCACUGCAGUAGGGAGGAGAGAGAGACAGAGAUAAACACUGUGGUGUGGGGCCUGUUCACUGUAGUAGGGAGGAGAGAGACAGAGAUAAACACUGUGGUGUGGGGCCUGUUCACUGCAGUAGGGAGGAGAGAGAGACAACAGAGAUAAAUACUGUGGUGUGGGGCCUGUUCACUGCAGUAGGGAGGAGAAAGAGACAACAGAGAUGAACACUGUGGUGUGGGGCCUGUUCACUGCAGUAGGGAGGAGAGAGAGAGACAACAGAGAUGAACACUGUGGUGUGGGGCCUGUUCACUGCAGUAGGGAGGAGAGAGACAGAGAUAAACACUGUGGUGUGGGGCCUGUUCACUGCAGUAGGGAGGAGAGAGACAGAGAUGAAUACUGUGGUGUGGGGCCUGUUCACUGCAGUAGGGAGGAGAGAGAGACAGAGAUAAACACUGUGGUGUGGGGCCUGUUCACUGUAGUAGGGAGGAGAGAGACAGAGAUGAAUACUGUGGUGUGGGGCCUGUUCACUGCAGUAGGGAGGAGAGAGACAGAGAUGAAUACUGUGGUGUGGGGCCUGUUCACUGUAGUAGGGAGGAGAGAGAGACAGAGAUAAACACUGUGGUGUGGGGCCUGUUCACUGUAGUAGGGAGGAGAGAGAGACAGAGAUAAAUACUGUGGUGUGGGGCCUGUUCACUGCAGUAGGGAGGAGAGAGACAGAGAUGAACACUGUGGUGUGGGGCCUGUUCACUGCAGUAGGGAGGAGAGAGAGACAGAGAUAAACACUGUGGUGUGGGGCCUGUUCACUGUAGUAGGGAGGAGAGAGAGACAGAGAUGAACACUGUGGUGUGGGGCCUGUUCACUGCAGUAGGGAGGAGAGAGACAAUAGAGAUAAAUACUGUGGUGUGGGGCCUGUUCACUGCAGUAGGGAGGAGAGAGAGACAACAGAGAUAAAUACUGUGGUGUGGGGCCUGUUCACUGCAGUAGAGAGGAGACAGAGAUAAAUACUGUGGUGUGGGGCCUGUUCACUGCAGUAGGGAGGAGAGAGACAGAUAAAUACUGUGGUGUGGGGCCUGUUCACUGCAGUAGGGAGGAGAGAGAGACAACAGAGAUGAACACUGGUGUGGGGCCUGUUCACUGCAGUAGGGAGGAGAGAGAGACAACAGAGAUGAACACUGGUGUGGGGCCUGUUCACUGCAGUAGGGAAGAGAGAGACAACAGAGAUAAACACUGUGGUGUGGGGCCUGUUCACUGCAGUAGGGAGGAGAGAGAGACAACAGAGAUGAACACUGGUGUGGGGCCUGUUCACUGCAGUAGGGAAGAGAGAGACAACAGAGAUGAACACUGGUGUGGGGCCUGUUCACUGCAGUAGGGAAGAGAGAGACAACAGAGAUAAAUACUGUGGUGUGGGGCCUGUUCACUGCAGUAGGGAGGAGAGAGAGACAACAGAGAUAAAUACUGUGGUGUGGGGCCUGUUCACUGCAGUAGAGAGGAGAGAGAGACAGAGAUAAAUACUGUGGUGUGGGGCCUGUUCACUGCAGUAGGGAGGAGAGAGAGACAGAGAUAAAUACUGUGGUGUGGGGCCUGUUCACUGCAGUAGGGAGGAGAGAGACAACAGAGAUAAACACUGUGGUGUGGGGCCUGUUCACUGCAGUAGGGAGGAGAGAGAGACAACGUGCGCCUGUCACACAGGCACUCGCUUUAAUUUAUUUUUAACACAGUGUGGCCAUCGGGCUCCCUCUUCAGUCAUUUGUUUGUCUUAUUUCUUUCAUCAAAUGGUGUGCUUAAGCAUCAGACAAGCUCGUGCAUAUAGUUGAUGUUAUUCAAACACAUGGAAAAAUACACGUUUAAACAUUUCGACCAAUCGAUUGGUCAAAAAAAAACAGACAACUCUCGGUCGACCAAAUUGUACAUUUUUUUUGUAGGGAAAAGCUCUAAGCCAAAUAAAGGCAAAUCCUUGAUGAGAACAUGCUUCAGAGUGCAAACGACCUUAGACUGGGGUGAAGAUGACUUUCCAA
Messenger RNA from Oncorhynchus masou masou (cherry salmon), 7665 nucleotides. RefSeq names its product zinc finger protein 345-like. Gene Ontology annotation, cellular component: nucleus. The record is from RefSeq and is a predicted model, not a curated record. Lineage: Eukaryota; Metazoa; Chordata; Actinopteri; Salmoniformes; Salmonidae. The coding region runs from base 108 to 2084 and encodes 658 amino acids. Gene Ontology annotation, biological process: regulation of transcription by RNA polymerase II. The transcript has 3 exons. Gene Ontology annotation, molecular function: RNA polymerase II cis-regulatory region sequence-specific DNA binding; DNA-binding transcription activator activity, RNA polymerase II-specific.